ACUGAGAGACUCCUGAUUGGCCGAAAGGUAGGCAUCAUAGUUCAUUUUCAUUGGUUGCAUGUCCAGUGUUGCCUGAAUUAUCUCAAACUAUGGGCUCUAUGGGGAGCGGGGAGCUGUGGGAGCCUGGCUAGGACGCGCCUAUCAGCGUUGUCCGCCCGAUACAUGAUGAUGAUUAUGACCCUGGAGGCUAUACCCUUUGUAUCGGGUGGACUGCGUAGCAUGUACAACGCGUCCUAGCCAGAUUCUAAUAGGAGUUAAUGCCGUUAAUGCGUUCCAUCUUGCUCACAAAGGGCGCAGCCGUCAGCCGAUAGGAUCGUUGUGAGCUGAAAUGUUGCGCAGGCAUCUUCCCUGUCGGCUGUGAUUUUUCAAAGACACUGACAUGAUCCAACCAGUACUUUUAAACGGGAAAAAAUCGGAAUUCAUAGACCAACCCAUCUGCUAACACAACAUGAGCCAUCGAGGACGGACGCCGGUUCCAUCCGGCUGUAGGAGUCAAGGCCAAUCACCUUAGAGAGUCUCCCUAUCUUCUCUAAAGUCUCCAUGGAGCAGACGAGCAGACAUAUACCCUCUCUUGGGCGCCGGAAAUGGUUGAAAUCAUCGAAAUUGUCUCCCGGUCAUACGUCAUAGUCGUAUCAUACGUCCCUGUCAGCCAACGGCAACGCUCAGCUGGUUCCAGUGGCAGGUUCAACCUAGAAAGGACAUCAUCAGUAUUAGGCUGUGCUUUGGAUGGGCACUAUGACAACAGCUUCAUACAGGGAUGUCCUGGCAUCUGCAAUUAAGGAUGCCAAAUUUGAAAACUGGUCUCGUACUUUUUCUUGUAAUCCAGAAUACCUGUUUACUCCAAAAGAUGAACAUGAGGUGUGCCAGAUUUUGGAGUUUUCGCGGCAACAGAAGAAAAAUGUGCGUGUGGUUGGUUGUGGCCAUUCUCCUUCAGAUAUUGCGUGCAGUUCUCAAGUGAUGAUCAGCCUGCGUGAGUACAUGAAGAGGAUCAUAAAGAUAGACAAAGAGCAAUGCACAGUGAAAGCGGAAGCUGGCAUAACAUUGAAGGAGCUUAAUGAGGUUCACUUAGCAUGCCAUGGCCUUGCAAUCACCAGUUUAGGGGCCAUAUCUGACAUAACCUUAGGUGGUGCCAUCAGUACAGGCACUCAUGGCUCAGGAGAGAAAUAUGGCACAAUCUCGUCACAAGUCGUGGAAUUGGAGCUGAUCACAAGCUGUGGUAAAAGAUUGUGCUGCUCCCAGAGUGAAAACACUGAGACCUUCUUGGCAGCAGCUUGUGGUUUAGGAGCUAUGGGUGUCAUCACCACAGUGACACUACUUGUGGAGCCAUCAUAUAACCUGCUUGAGCGACACUAUCCCUGCAACCUUGAUGAGGUUUUAGCGAACCUUGAUGCUCAUUUGAAAAGUUGCGACCACUUCCGCUGUCUCUGGUAUCCGUAUACCAACGGUACUGUGUGCUUUCACCUCAGCAGAACAACAAAGGAAAAAACAAAAACAUCCUUCUGUCAAAGGGCCUACAAGUGGGUGGUUGAAUCUGCUUUUGGCUACUAUGGUAUGGAGCUCCUAUAUUAUUUAAGCACAUGGAUGCCAGGAUGUGUGCCAUUCCUGAAUGGUCUCUUUUUCCGGGUAAUUUUUGCUCCUUGCGGAGAGAGGGUGGAUGUGUCCUACCGGGUGUUCAACUACGAAUGUCGUUUCAAACAGCGUGUCAACGAGUGGGCUAUCCCAAAGGCCUCAGCAGCACUUGCAAUCUGGAAGCUUCGAGAAUGGAUUGAGAACACAUCCGGCAUUUAUGCGCACAUUCCGAUUGAGAUCCGCUUUGCACGUAGUGACAACCUGCUGAUGAGCCCAGCAUAUGGAAGAGACACGUGCUAUAUGAACAUUAUCAUGUACAGGCCAUAUGGUAAGGACGUGCCUUACAAAGAGUACUGGGCAGCGUACGAAGAAAUCAUGAAGGAACUUGGUGGAAGGCCUCAUUGGGCAAAGGCUCACAAAGUAACGGGGAAAGAGUUUGCAGUCAUGUACCCUGGAUUCAAACAAUGGUGCCAAAUUCGCAGACAGCUUGACCCACUGAACAUGUUUGUAAAUAGCUAUUUGCAAAGGGUUCUAACUCGAUAAUUGUCAUUUUCAUUAGUAAGAGGAUUGUGUAUAUUUAUCCUGCUCUCCAUUGUCAUGUUGCUAGUUGAGGAAUUAAAGGGUUACGUAUAAAAGA
Ornithodoros turicata is the source of this 2206-nucleotide messenger RNA. Its product is annotated as L-gulonolactone oxidase-like. The transcript is spliced from 13 exons. Gene Ontology annotation, molecular function: FAD binding; D-arabinono-1,4-lactone oxidase activity. Gene Ontology annotation, cellular component: membrane. Bases 727 to 2112 code for a protein of 461 amino acids. The record is from RefSeq and is a predicted model, not a curated record. Lineage: Eukaryota; Metazoa; Arthropoda; Arachnida; Ixodida; Argasidae.